AUGCACAAUAUACUAAAAUUAAGUAAUUUGGAAGCAACACCACCUGAAAAAAUUGAGUUACCGACAGAAUAUAACAUAUCAGAAUCGUUAGAAGCCUAUCAGAUAAUCAGUACAGAAGAAAACAUCAAUUUAGCUGAAAUAGAAGAUAUUCCAAUCGUUUUCAUCGCCGAUGGACCCUUCUCUGAAGAGCAUGAGGGUAAAUCUUUCUGUUAUACCUACUUAUCCUUGGAAUUUCACAUCUACUGUGCAGUAUUUUUGUAACAAUGGUACCAUUGAAAUUAAGUUGUUUUUUCUUUGCCUUAUUAUUAUUUAUCUUAUAUGUUGUCAAUAGCACUAUACCUAGAAUGUAUUCUUAUUAUUUCAAAUAAAUAUAAUAUGUUUGUAUAGAAAAACUAUUUUUUAUUUUUAAAUCAA
Ceutorhynchus assimilis (cabbage seed weevil) is the source of this 414-nucleotide messenger RNA. Lineage: Eukaryota; Metazoa; Arthropoda; Insecta; Coleoptera; Curculionidae. The record is from the annotation of a GenBank genome assembly.